GAACCUCUAGGGACCCAAGAUUGGGAACCACUGUAUUAAGGGGCAUCAAAGGUGGUGUGAAAUCAACAUGCAGCCUGAGAAGGUUUGGUGCAUGGUCUGUUGUAGAAUCUAGCAACCAGGGAGCCCAAUCUGAUCUUCUUUCUGAGUGCUAUAUGACUGCCUCGGGCGCCCUGCUGUUUCCUCUUUGCUUUCCUGAAGGGACCGUGGGUCAGGAGGGGGUGGGACCUGCAACAUUGGCAUGUACCCUGAGUCCUUUGCAUGGAUUAGGCAGCUCUGCCAGAAACUCUAGAUGUUAUACCCACUUGCAGUUGCGCCCUGUGAUCUUGAAGUGUGCCCAGUUCUGCGUGCCACAUCUGCCAGCCUUGCAAUUUCCAGGAACUUGGUCCGUGUUGCAGAGCAAUGGUUCUCAACAUUUGGUAUGUUUCUACCUACCCAUCACUCUGCUGGAGACGCUAAGUUCCGAAAAAGCUAGAAACAGAAACCCUGUUUGCAGGCAUUCCGUUACAUUGAUCAUUGAUGGUAAGAAGAAGUAUCAAGAUGAGCCACAUGGAGGAGAACUUUGGCCGCGAAGAGGCUAGGUCGCAGCUCGUGACCAAAAGGAAACUCCUUAAGAUGCUGAGUUUAAGCCCUGGGCACAGCCACGCACGUGGGACUGAAGGCAGGGAAAAGAAAAUCGCCUCCAUGACAUGGCCCGUGAAACCCGUACAUACCAUCAAGAAACGCAAAGCCUUCUUGGUACACCGUGGUACCCAAACGGAAGAGAUCCCUGACAUUUGCAUAGAGUGUGGGAAAGUCUUUAUCCAGAACUCGAGCCUGGUCAAUCCCUGGCCCGUCCAGCCUGACGAUAAACCCCACAAGUGUUCCGAAUGUGGCAAAAGCUUUACGGUCCGUUCGAGCCUGAAUAGGCACCAGAGGAUCCACACGGGGGAGAAGCCCUACAUCUGCCUCGACUGUGGCAAACGGUUCAACGACAAGUCCAACCUCACGCAGCACCAGCGGAUCCAUACGGGGGAGAAGCCCUACGAGUGCAUCGAUUGCGGGAAAAGCUACAGCCGCAGCUCUCACAAGAAGAAACACCUCAAGGACUCUCCCGAAGACCAGCAGGAGGCUUGCGGCCAGAGCGACGGCCCGGACCUCGGCAGCCUCGGCGGGGAGAAGCCCAAGCCCAGGCCGAAAGCCGAGGUCUUGAACACGUGUACGGAGUGCCUGCGGAGCUUCAGCCACAACGCCGACCUCAUCAAACACAUGCGCAUCCACACCGGGGAGAAGCCCUACAAGUGCAACAUCUGUGAGAAAAGCUUCAACGUCAGCUCCAACCUCUUUAGGCACCAGCGGAUCCACACGGGGGAGAAGCCGUACGUGUGCUCCGAGUGCGGGAAUUGCUUCACUGACAAAUCCACCCUGGUCCAGCACCACCGGAUUCACACUGGGGAGAAGCCUUACGCCUGCCGGUUCUGCGGCAAGUGCUUCAGCCACAGUUCCCACCACAAGAGACACGAGAAGAUCCACAACAGAGAGAACCCCUUGUUCGCCUACCCUAUCCCCUGGGCUCAGAAAGGUCUGUUAAGAAUCUGGACAGCUGCAGGGAGCCAUGGCCAAGGCAGACCUCGAGGAGGAGCCUGUAAAAGCAGUUCCAUCUUCCUGGGCAUCCGGAAGGUGACAGGCACUUUAUUGGGAUGGGAGAAGUUGUGGGAAGCCGACGCUCUCCCUCCUUCUUCCCUCCGCUGCUGCCUCUUCUUCCUCCUCCUCCUCCUCCUCCUCUCUCGCUCUUUUGAGGUUGGGCUUCCCAGGUUAUGGAACUGCUUCUGUGACCUGGAGGAAACUGUUCAACAUCUGCAGAAGACAAACGGGAUGCCACCCAAACGAUCCAAAGGGAAAUCUCCCCAGGUCCCAGGUCAGAAAAAACAUCCAAAGGGCCGGAGGAAAUCGGAAGAUCAUCAUCAGAGUUUCUUCUUUCUAGAGGGCAAGGGGAAAGGAGGCGGCUCGGAUAAAAAGGCCAGGAAACGCAAAGGCACCACUGCUCCGCAGAGAACCUGCUCAGGAGAGAACCCCAAUAUCUGCACGGAGUGUGGCCAGACCUUUGUGCAGAGCUCAGAUCUGAUCAAUCACCAGAGAAUCCAUACAGGAGAGAAGCCCUACAAGUGCUCCGACUGCGGGAAAACUUUCAGCGUGAGUUCCAACCUGAGCAGGCACCAGAGAAUCCAUACCGGCGAGAAGCCGUACCUUUGCUCCGAGUGCGGGAAGAGCUUCACCGACAAGUCGACCUUGGUUCAGCACGUCCGGACCCACACCGGAGAGAAGCCCUACCAGUGCAUUGACUGUGGGAAAACAUUCAGCCGCAGCUCCCAUCACAAACGCCAUCUGAAGAGCCCGCCGGGAAAACGGCAAGGCAGAUGCAGCCACCUGGAGGGCUCCUCUGCCAACGCCUUGCCUCCUGGCAAAUCCAAAAAAGCCAGAGCCUCCAAGAAGCAAAACUCUCCCUUCGAAAUCCCUCACACGUGUGCAGAGUGCUGGCAGAGCUUCAACCAGACCUCUGACCUAGUGAAGCACAUGCGCAUCCAUACGGGCGAGAAGCCCUUUGAGUGCAACCACUGUGGGAAAUGCUUCAACGUCAGCUCCAACCUGAUCAGACACAAAAGGAUCCACACGGGGGAGAAACCCUACACCUGUUCUGACUGCGGGAAGAGCUUCACUGACAAAUCCACCCUCACGCAGCAUAACCGCAUCCACACAGGGGAGAAACCCUACACAUGCACUUACUGCGGGAAAAGCUUCAGCCGGAGUUCCCACCACAAGAGACAUCAGCGGAUCCAUGCCGGAGAAAACCCUGUCUCUUUUCUGCCCCUGUGGCCUUACCCUAACCAAGUGUACUGAAUGGCGUGCAUGGGUGUUACUCAGCCGGACUCUGCGGGAGCCUCUCAAACCCCCUCCCACCACUGUGCCUUCACCUCAGGCACUUGCUACAUUUUAAUGGGUUCCUUGCCUUUUUAUGUUCUUGCAGUAGCAAAGAUAAAGCAUCAAGAUUGCUAAAGUGCUGUGAUGGAAGAGGGAGGAAAGGUAGAUUUUUCCCUCCAGCCCCUAAAGUCGUAAAUCCAUCUGGAGUCAUCAGGCGGAUACGAAUGGAACUCUCUUGUCUGGGCUUUUCUUACUUCCAUUUUACGAGGAUUUCUGCCCUACCCAGAGCCAUCAUUAAACACCCUGUUUAACUGGAUGAGAUCUAACAUGUGCAGGCUAUGGACUCAAAACAAAAAAAAAAGAGGAAAGAAAAAGAAAAAUUCAGUUAAAAGACAUGUUAUUGCCCUAUAAUAAGCCGUACUGCUACUAUAUGAUGUUCUUAUGUAUAAUGGACAUUAUUGUACUGAGCAUGCAAUAUGGCAUCUUCUGUUAGCAAGCAUGUUAAAGAACGUAUCCCCUCUCUGCUUUCCUUAACGCCUUCUACCAGGACUUAACGUCUGUGCUCUGAGGAAGCAUGGGGACAUUUCCUGUGAGAUCAACAGAGUUUAGGAAGGAAUUUGGAUCAGAAUUCUCAUUCAUGCUGUCUGGGAGAUUACGGGAAUAGUAAUUUUUAAAAAAAUAACUUUUGAAAGGUCUAGAGUGCUCCGCUGGGGUAGCAGUCCUGCCGUAAGGGCAGUAAGAGGCAGAAGCAAACGAACUGCCUCCUACAGAGUCUAGCCAGGUAUCAUCAGGGCUGAAGGAAAGGACAAGAUGCUCAUUAUUUCCUUCCUUCCUCUCUCUCUCUCUCUCUCUUCCUUCCUUCCUUCCUUCCUUUCUUGCCUUUCCAAAUUGACCAUUUCGGUCAGAGAAUAAUAGAGUUGGAAGGGGCCUGUAAGGCCACUGAGCCCAACCAC
This is a messenger RNA of Pogona vitticeps (central bearded dragon), 3848 nucleotides long. Lineage: Eukaryota; Metazoa; Chordata; Lepidosauria; Squamata; Agamidae. The record is from RefSeq and is a predicted model, not a curated record.